Molecule: messenger RNA, 897 nt
Organism: Moneuplotes crassus
Lineage: Eukaryota; Ciliophora; Spirotrichea; Euplotida; Euplotidae
Source: the annotation of a GenBank genome assembly
GUGUGGAGGUAAAGUCAGAAAUAAACACUUCCCACUGGAUAAAGUUGAGUAUCUUGGGUGCUUUACUAAAAAGCUUUCAAAAUUAUUUCUUUUCCAUUUUUAUAAGUUCCUAAGUCGUAUUCAUAUUUGCAAGGGACUUUUUUGUGUACUGCUCUAUUUUUUGGUUGAUCCAUUGUAUUUUAUAAUUUUUAAGAAGCCCAUAACUCUGCAUGAAUUCCACUUGGUAGUAAAAUGCAUAACUAACACCAAAACCGAUAAAAUUUUGCACUAAUAAGCCCAAAAUAUCCUAUCCCAAUCUUCUACUUCAAACCCAAAUUCACAAAAACCCCAAAACCCCCUCACAACUAUACCCAUUCCAAACCCCCAAAACCCGACCAAAUCCUCAAUAUCUUCCCAAAACCCCUCCACUAUCACCCAAUUUUCCUUCCUGCUCAACCUAUAGUUCCCAAUUCCCCAAUCCCAGUCAGCUAUUUCCCAGCUAAGAAGUAGCCUGUACCAGCCAGCACUUGCUGGCUGGAAGGAGCUUAGGCUUAGGCUUAGGAGAGGUAGGAAUGGGGGGAUGAAGGAUUUGGAGCAAGGGUUGGGAAGAAGGUGAUUGGAUGGGAGAGGGGGUUAGGGAUUGGAGGGGGAGAGAUAGAUUAGGAAUUGGGGAGAAAGAACUUGUUUGGAGUAUGAAGAAGGGGAAUUAUGGAAGUUUGUGGUGGUAUUGUGAGAUUUUUGUUGUAUGGUUAAAAGUUGGGGUUAGAGGGUUUUGGUGGGUGUUUUAAAUUGCUAUCAUAAGUAAGGAUGGAUGAAAGGAUAAGGAAGAAGCUAUAGAUAUCUCAAAGAAUCCUUUAGAAUACUCCUUAAAAUUUUGAAUUUGAUUUUUUUCAUCUUUGCUUGUUUUGAUCUUUGUUG